GCACGUACAUAAUAUUAUAGGACAUGAGUUUAGUGUUGUGAACUGUUGUGUUUGUGUACAUUUUUGUAGGUGGACCGUGGUUAACCUGUCACUACUGUGAGCUGUGGUUGUGAGUUUUUGUUGCGAUCGUCAUAUCGGGGUUCAAGGUCAAAUUCUUAUUAUUAUUUUGUUAAAACUGAAGUUUCUGUUAUCCAAUCGACCGAAUUUAUUACGUCAUCGCUUCUACUACUUAAAUUAUACGGUUUGCUGUAUCAUUGCCCUAUUUCGUAGUAGACACACAGUGCGCACGAACAUGUCGACAGCCGGAAAAGUUAUUAAGUGUCAAGCGGCCGUAGCAUGGGAGGCCGGCAAGCCCCUAUCCAUCGAAGAGAUCGAAGUAGAUCCUCCGAAAGCCGGUGAAGUGCGUGUGAAGAUUGUGUCGACUGGUGUCUGCCACACCGACGCCUACACGCUCUCCGGAAAGGAUCCCGAGGGCGUGUUCCCCGUAGUGCUGGGACACGAGGGCGCCGGUGUCGUUGAAAGCGUCGGCGAGGGUGUCACCACCGUCAAGCCCGGAGACCAUGUUGUGCCUUUAUAUGUACCGCAGUGCAAAACAUGUGAAUACUGCCUGAACCCCAAAACCAACCUGUGCCAGAAAGUGCGCAUCACACAAGGCCAGGGCGUCAUGCCCGACGGCACCCGCCGUUUCCGCUGCAAGGGACAGGAACUCUACCACUUUAUGGGAUGCUCCACCUUCAGUGAAUAUACUGUUGUUCUAGAAAUUUCCUUGUGCAAAGUAAAUGAGUCUGCAGAAUUCGACAAAGUCUGCUUGUUGGGUUGUGGAGUGCCUACUGGUUAUGGAGCAGCUCUGAACACAGCUCAAGUAGAGGCUGGAUCUAACUGUGCUAUAUUUGGUCUUGGCGCUGUGGGUCUUGCUGUGGCUCUUGGAUGCAAAGCAGCUGGAGCCAAGCGUAUUAUUGGAGUUGACAUCAACCCUGCCAAAUAUGAGGUGGCUAAAAAGUUUGGAGUCAAUGAGUUUGUUAACCCCAAGGACUAUGAGAAACCUAUCCAGCAGGUGCUGGUUGACCUGACUGAUGGAGGUCUAGACUACACUUUUGAAUGUAUUGGUAAUGUUAACACCAUGCGCGCUGCUCUGGAGGCCUGCCAUAAGGGAUGGGGAGUGUCUGUUAUCAUUGGUGUAGCUGCAGCUGGUGAAGAGAUCAGCACCAGGCCAUUCCAGCUUGUGACAGGACGCACCUGGAAGGGAACAGCUUUUGGUGGAUACAAGAGCAGAGAUAAUGUGCCAAAACUGGUUGAAGAAUACUUGGCUGGCAGACUGCCACUGGAUGCCUUUGUCACUCACAGCGUCCCUCUCUCAGAGAUCAAUGAGGCAUUCCACUUGAUGCACAUUGGUAAAUCCAUCCGUGCCGUGGUACAGUUGUAAUAUUAAGUAAACCAUAUUUUUGUAAGCAUUUAUGUUAUUGUUUCUGUUACUGCAUUUGUAAGUGAUAUUCUGUCAAACACUAUAUCCAAUAUUUAUAUAAACCAAACCAAAUUGAUGCAAA
Messenger RNA from Trichoplusia ni (cabbage looper), 1544 nucleotides. It is a transcript of the gene Fdh, whose product is annotated as alcohol dehydrogenase class-3. NCBI's taxonomy places the organism in Eukaryota, Metazoa, Arthropoda, Insecta, Lepidoptera, Noctuidae. Gene Ontology annotation, cellular component: cytosol. Gene Ontology annotation, biological process: formaldehyde catabolic process. Bases 293 to 1423 code for a protein of 376 amino acids. The record is from RefSeq and is a predicted model, not a curated record. The transcript has a single exon. Gene Ontology annotation, molecular function: zinc ion binding; S-(hydroxymethyl)glutathione dehydrogenase [NAD(P)+] activity.